Molecule: messenger RNA, 5265 nt
Organism: Tachyglossus aculeatus (Australian echidna)
Lineage: Eukaryota; Metazoa; Chordata; Mammalia; Monotremata; Tachyglossidae
Gene: CGNL1
Product: cingulin like 1
Exons: 19
Coding region: 174-3869 (1231 amino acids)
Cellular component (GO): myosin complex
Source: RefSeq, a predicted model, not a curated record
GGGUUCGCCGAUAAGUCGUUCCCCGCUGAAACCAAGCCUGCAUCCUCAGACCCCACUCAAGUGCCUCAUCGCUGCUGCUUCUCCUUGUCCACGAGCAGCCCUGGGCAGAAGAGGAGGGCGAGGAGGGCAGGUUUUCCUCAGAACUGCCCCAAGUGGUCCGGCAGUCCGGAGUCAUGGAGCUGUUCCUGGGCGAGUACAAGUCUGUGCAGCAGGACUACGGCCUGCACGUCCGGCUCUCGGGGGAGUCGGCCCAGGUGCCACGGACCGCUCCCAGCGCCAAGGCGGGGUCCUACGGGGUCAGCAUCCGAGUCCAGGGCAUCGACGGCCACCCCUACCUCGUGCUGAACAACGCCGAGCGUGGCCGGCUCCUCCCCGAGAGCGCCCAGCCCCAGCCCCUGCCGCUCCGUGGGGGGCCUGGACCGGCUGACCGGGUGAACGAGGCGUGGUCUGCCAGCCACCCGCCCACCCUGCCCGGUGCCAGGUGGGGCCCCGGGGCGCCCCGCCCCUCCGAGGACUCGUCCGGCGCCCCAGAAGGCGGGGAAGAGCCGCCCGAGCCCCCGCAGCAGGACGAGGCGGAGGGCCAGUCCCUGGCGGAGGGGCCGGGGGAGAGCCCUGGGCCCACCAGCCCCCAGGCCCGAAGCCCCGCGGAAGGCGAGAAGCUGGGACAGGGGGUCCGCAGCGGCCUGCCGAAGCCCCCCAGCCCGCCCCUGCUCCCGGGCAGCCCGGCCCCCUCCGGGGACCCCAAAAGUCCAGGCGCCCGGGACGGAGGGUCGGAGGGGCCGGGAUCCCCCGAUGGCAGCCGGGAUGCCGGGACCCCGCGGCCGGACCUCCUCCCCUUCCGCCGGCAGGACUCGGACGGGUCCCGUUCCCGCAGGUCCUCCGCCUCGUCGGCCGCAACCGCGCCGCCCGGCGCCCCCUCCCCGCCCCGGCUCCCGGCGGGCGAGCGGGAAGGCGCGCUCCACGCCAACAACGUCAACCGGCACGAGAACCGGCGCUACAUCCCCUUCCUGCCGGGCACCGGGCGGGACGUGGACACGGGGUCACUGUCCGGCGUGGACCAGCUGAUCGAGAAGUUCGACCAGGGCGGCGCCCGGCGGCGGGGCCGGUCCGGGAAGCGGGGCCGCGUCCGGCCGGGCGACUGGAAGAGGUCCCGCAGCGUGGACAGCGUGGACGGCCUCUUCCCCUUCAGCCUGCGGGGAGACCCGGCCUACCUGGACGAGUUCAGCCGUAACCUGGGCAAGUCCACCGAGCACCUCCUGCGCCCGUCCCAGGUGUGCCAGCAGCAGAAGCCCCACGACCGCCGGCCCGCCGGGAGACCCCCCUCCGGCCGGGCCUCGGACCCCCCGGAGGCGCCCGGGAAGCAGAAGCAGCAGCCGCGGCAGCGCCCCGAAAACAAAGCGGUUCCUGACCGGAAGGCGGGAAAGCUGCCCGCGCUCCCGGCCCAGGCCAGGAAGGGGGAUGACGAAGUCAGGUCGGCCACCGCCACGCUGCAGCUACAAAACCACGUCUCUGCUGCCCCACCCGAAUCCACCACCAAGAAAAUCUCCCUGAAGACGUUUCCAGCGGCCCCGGGUACCCAGGUCACUCCGGAUCUCCUGAAGGGCCAGAAGGAAGUCGCCCAACAAGGCCACGAGGAAACGGCCAAGCAGAUCCUUUUCAAUUACCUCAGAGUGGGCAUCGACAAUGAUGACGUCACCAAAAGGAAGGUCAAUCUGGUCUUCGAGAAGAUCCAGACCCUGAGGUCCCGGGCGGCGGGGAGUGCACAGGGGAGUAGCCAGGCUGCUGAGUCUUCCCUCGAACUCAAAGCUCUAAUGGAGCAGAAGAGCAAACUGAGCAAGGAGGUGUCCGAGCUGCAGAAGAAGCUGGACCUUGAGAUGCGGAACCAGCAGAACCUCAGGGAGGAGAGGGACCAGACGAGGGGGAGCCUACAGGAGCUGCAGCGACAGCACGAGGGGAAGGUGGAGGAGAACGCCGAGCUGCAGAAACAGAUCGGCCAGGGCCAGACCGAGCUCCGGAAAACCUUGGAGGAACUGUUCCGGGUGCGGAUGGAGAGGGAGCAGCAUCAGCUGGAGAUCAGAGACCUACAGGACCAGCUCUCAGAAAUGCACGACGAGCUGGACAGCGCCAAGCACUCCGACGAUGGGGAGAAGGCGGCUCUGAUCGAGGAGCUGCUCCAGAUGAAGCAGGAGCUGCAGGAGAUCCUGAUCAGCCGAGAAGAACAGGAAGACCUCCUCCGCAGAAGGGAGCGGGAGUUGACCGCCCUGAAAGGGGCACUCAAGGACGAGGUGUCCAGCCACGACCAGGAGAUGGACAGGCUAAAGGAGCAGUACGACGCGGAGCUGCAGGCCCUCCGGGACAGCGUGGAUGAAGCCACCCAGAACAUCGUGGCGCUGGCCAGCCGGGAGAGCCCGACGGCACGCAAUGGCCCCGAGGGCCAAGUGAGGGCCCUGGCAGAGGAGAAUGAGAAGCUGCGAGCCCGGGUUAGGGAGCUGGAGCUGGACGCGGCACAGCUGGAGGACGAGGUCGACGCUGUGUGUGGAGGCGAUGGCGAGGUCUGGGAAAGGGUCCGGAAGCUUGAGGGGGAGAAGCAGCAGCUGCAAGAGGCCCUGGCGCGGGCCGAGGAACAGGACCGGGAGAUGGUGUCAACCACCCGGGCACUGGAGAAGCAGCUGGAGGAUGUCCAGAGAAGUCUCAGCCAGACCACACAGGAGCAGCAACAGCUGAUGGCGAAGCUGAAAGAGGAGACGAAGGAGAAGGAGCAGCUGAGGAGCGCGAUGAGAGAGAUGGAGAAGGAGCACUGGCAGUCGGACAAAACCAUUGAGAAGCUGCGCAAGGAGAUGGCCGAGGUCACGGAGGCCUCGCGGGCAUCCACUCUGGAGCUGCAGAGCCAGCUGAGUGAGGCCAGGGAGAAGACUCGCAAGGAGCUGGGUGAAAUGCAGAGGCAGCUGUUGGAGAAAACCCAGGAGGCGGACAAGUCUCGCAAGGCCACCCAGAAACUACAAGAUGAGACACGCUUGCUGGAGGAGGAGCUGCGAGCCCACCGGCGGGCCCAAGAUGAGGCCCUGACCAAACGACAGCUCCUGGAACAGGCGCUGAAGGGCCUGGAAUACGAGCUGGAGGCCAAGAGCCACCUGAAGGAGGACCAAGGACGACAGGUCAAGCUGAUGGAGGACAAGGUAUCGCAGCUGGAGAUGGAACUGGAUGAGGAGAGGAACAGCUCAGACCUGUUGUCGGAGAGGGUGGCCUGGAGCCGAGAGCAGAUUGAACAAAUGAGGAGUGAACUGGUGCAGGAGAGAGCCUCCCGGCAGAACCUGGAAUGUGACAAGAUCUCCCUGGAGAGACAGAACAAAGACCUGAAGAGCCGCAUCCUUCACCUAGAAGAGUCGCACAGGUCCGGGAAGGAAGGGCUGGUGGCGCAGAUGGAGGCUCGGCUCUCGGAGCUGGAGGAGCAGCUCGAUGCUGAGAAGAGGGACCGGGUGAACCUACAGGUAAACAACCGGCGUCUGGAAAGGCGAGUGAAGGAGUUAGUGAUGCAGGUGGAUGAUGACCACCUCUCUCUGACUGACCAGAAGGACCAGCUGAGCCUGCGUCUGAAAGCCAUGAAGCGUCAGAUGGAAGAGGCAGAGGAAGAAAUAGAUAGGCUGGAAAGCGCCAAGAAGAAGCUGCAGCGGGAGCUGGAGGAGCAAGUGGACGUGAAUGAGCAGCUGCAGGGGCAGCUGAACGCUGUCAGGAAAGACUUAAGGUGGAAGAGGUCCUCGAGCCGAAUGCUGGAUGACCUGGACGAUGAUGACUUCAGCACGGACGGCGAGAGUGUGUACGAGGGGACCGUGGCUCACGCGUUCUCCAAGAAUGGCAGCCCCCCCAGCUAAGCCCCGGCACGGUCCUCACCGCUGCCAGCCCGAACCUUUUCCCUACCGUCCCGCCGAGAGCCGAGCCCCCUCUUCACUCCCCCCUAACGAGCCACUCCUUCCCCGAGGGGGACGCUGCUGUCCGGGGCCUCGGCGGGGCUCCCCCAGGAGGGGACCGCCCCGACACAGGAUUGUGGCUGCCUCUGGCAGCCUGGACUGCAGGCUGUGGGGUCACUGGUCAGCUGUGCUGGAGGGCAGAUCGAGAUGACGCCCGAUCGACCUUGGGCCGACCGCUGGGGUUCCGGUUUCUAAAGUCACUUUGACACACCAAGAGGCCAGAUCCCCACUAAGUGUUCUUUCUCUUGGCAAGGAAACAAAGCCAACCGGAUUGCUCAGUAUUAAGGAGUGGAGACAGGGCCAGGGGCCAGAACAAGACCCCAAAAGGGACCCUGAAGGAGGAUUGAGCAGAAUCGUCGCACAAUCAACUUCCUGCGGGGACAGGGAGAGGGGGAGCGGGCAUGGCCAAGGGGCAAAGAGUGGCGGAGGAGCAGGUGACCAGAACAGUCAGGUUGGAACUGAAUGUCCCCGGUGUUCCCAGCCCGGUUUUCUGCUUCCAGUUACCAGGGGGAUAAGAGGGUGGCCUGCAUGUGGACGGAGCCCUGCUUGGGAAGGGUGGGGAGUGGGAAGGCUUCUUGGCGAAGCCAUGGCUCUCUCCUCGCCACCCACCCCAAAACGGCAGCUGGAAAGUAGGUUGGUGGGCCGGGUCCUUCGUGGUCUCUGCCCGCUGUCCGCCCAGCUGAGGUUGCAGGGCCGGUUUGGGUUGGAACGUCAUCCGGGGCCCAUGAAGCGUGACGGAGACUUUCCAGUCCCCCACCUCAAUGGGCCGGACAGGGCUGCCGCCCACCCUCCCCACAGCCCAAGUGAGAGAGGCAAUUCAUGUCCAUUCUCUGGGCUAAAGUCUCUCCCUGCUUCCUGCCUCCAGCUUGUCAUCUCUGGGGAGGUCACCAACAGAGUGUGACAGCACCCUCAACCUCUCUCUGCCCUAUUUUUAACCCUGACUGGCGAGGGCCCCAAAGUUGAAGCCAGGCUGCUAUUCCCCAGGAUAGGCUCUUUUCCUGUUGAUCAGUACUAACGCCUGCCUAACCCACGACAAUGUUCUUUAUGCUCUCCUCAGCUCCCUAGAAAUUGAUUUCCUUUUACCAGCAGCCGACGGGGCAGGCCGCCCAACCUCUGGACAGUAGCCAAGAGCUGCCUUCGUGGCCUUAGCUCUGCCAUGCAGGUGGGCCCCCCUGAGCCACGCUGACCCCUUAGGGUCCCUGGAUCUCGGCUGCGACCCCCCUGCCCCCCCACCCCCGUCCACCGCCAAGACUUGUGAAAUUCAGAAUCCCCUCAAUAAAUGCCGCUCUCCAGGCUGGUC